UUUUCCUUGCUUCGUUGCCUGUUUUAGCUGCCCUACGUCAUGAACGAGCUGACUCUGACCGAGCUGGACAUGGGCUUCUCCAUCCCUAAGAUCCUCCACGCCUCCAAGCCCUUUGUGGACCACCAAGGCUUGUGGUUCGAUCUGGAAGUGUCCUACACAGGCUCCUUCCUCAUGACACUAGAGACCAAGCUGAACCUGGCUCGUCUGGGGAAGGAGGGAGAGGGGCUCGGGGAGCACGGCAAAGAAUGGUCUAGGCCACGGACGUACUGCCUGGCAGACAGCGAUGAGGAAUCGUCUAGUGCUGGCUCAUCUGAUGAGGACGAUGCCCCUGAACUCCUCAGUGACAAGCCUGUUUUGCCUGGAGCCGAGGGCUACGUGGGAGGCCACAGGCCCAGCAAGAUCAUGCGCUUCGUGGACAAGAUAGCCAAGUCAAAGUACUUCCAGAAAGCCACAGAGACGGAGUUCAUCAAGAAGAAGAUGGAGGAGGUGUCCAACACGCCGCUGCUGCUCACGGUGGAGGUGCAGGAGUGCCGCGGGACACUUGCGGUCAACAUCCCACCUCCCCCCACGGACAGGAUAUGGUACGGUUUUCGGAGUCCACCCCACCUGGAGCUGAAAGCGCGGCCCAAACUGGGUGAGAGGGAGGUCACCCUGGCUCAUGUCACUGACUGGAUUGAGAAGAAGCUGGACCAGGAGUUCCAGAAAAUAUUUGUGAUGCCAAACAUGGAUGACUUAUGGCUCCCCAUUAUGCACUCUGCCAUGGACACGCGCUCAAAUGCCAAUUUGGUUACUGUGACUAAUGAUGCCUUGAAGGAGCCAGAAGCCAAGGAGUCCGAGGCCUCUGAUAUGUGAAGACUGGUCAGAGAGCGCGUUGAUGGAGACUUUACCACCGUGGCAAUAUGAAUCCCUCACAAAGACCGUUGUACAGAAAUGGGCCAACUCUUAAUAUUUGUACCUAUUUCCAAAUCGCACUGUUGCUUCAGUCUGUGACAGCUCUUAACCGAUGUGCUCAUGAUGUGCUUGAAAUCAUUUGUGACCACCAAAAGAACAGACGAUAUUUUGUGUGACGCUGAAUAUUGUGAUUCACUCCCUGAUGAGAUUCAAUUCCCGAGGGUGUGUGUGACGGUGGACCGACAAACAGCCAUCUUGGUCCCCCAGAAGAACCACAAUACCUGUGAUGUACAGCUGAAAUGACCAUGGCUGUACACCGUGAACCUUUUCUGCAACCUUUCUAGUCAUUGCUGCAGUGACCCUUCGAGAACUUCUAAUGAGAGUUUGAGCAAGGCAGUUGCCUAAAAUACACCCGAUUUAUGUUGAAAGACCUUCAUCCGUCAAUACACAUUUCACAGGUGACUCAUCACUCCUCCACUCUGCUGCCUGGCACGUAUAUGCAAACAGAUCAAUGGGGUUGUACGCAUUGAUGAUCUGGGGUCAGUUAAAAUACACUAUGGACACCGUCACAAGCAGCCUAGUGCUUUUAACUGCGUGGUAGGGAUUAGUGCCAAAGCCAACCUUCUAUGGGUGAGCUAAACUAUAUCUGCAAACUCAGAAGCUAAACAUUGCCUAGGUUCAUUGAAUGUACUGGUAGGAAAGCGACGUAGAGAACAGCUCGUUCACUUACAAUGUACUUCUGCGCAACAUGCUUCAAGACCUCUUUUUAUGCCAUAGUCGAGAGUUGAGCAAAAGUAAUAAUUUUGUUUUGUUCUUGCCAAAGCAAUCUUUACAUCCAGUCUGAGGGACAUAUAAGCAGUUGGUGGACUAAACUGUGUUACUGGUAGUUUGGAGUGUGGGAGCUGGAAAACCGAAAUAAUCUGCAGGGAGUUUUUAUUUAUUUAUUUAUUUGAGGAGAUCGAAUCCCUUUCAUGAACACGGUCAUUUAAGGUUUUUGGGUAAAUAAACUGGGAAGUCACCCCCAUCCUAUGGUUUAAAUGAAUAACAUACUGGAUAUUAGCCAUGUUAUUUAAUGUUGUCAUCUUCCAGCUAAUGAAUGCUCAUUCUAUGUUCAGGUAUUUAUGGAUUUGUUUUUUCUGUACUGUACACAUUAAAAUGGAGUUGGUGAAGAUUCUCCGUCAUCCAGGUAAGGUGGUCUGAAAGCUGAAUGACAGCAACUGGAAUUAUUUCUUCCUGUUGUUGUGACUCAAUUUUUGAUAUGAAAAGGGAAUAACACAAAUGGACUUGAGCAGCAACUCUGCCAAGACACCCAGCUGCUUUACAGGUGACUUUUACUUUAGGAUUUCAUUCAGAUGCGUGUGUUGGUAAAGUGUAUGAGGCAUGAAGUGCCUUUAAAUUAAUCAAACAUUCCUCUGUAGUGAGCCACCACAUUUGUUGCAUCAGUUGAAGUUUGAUAGAAAACAUCAUUGUGCCAUUACUACGCAUGUCUGUCAAGACAUGCCCUUGGUUCUCACAGGUUUUCGGUGUUGUUCAUUUGCACAGUGAUGAAAAUAUCAAACAUUGCUGUUGUGUUCAGUGAUGUCACAGAAUGUUGAAUCUGAUCAUUGUGGAUCAAUAAAACCUUUUGCUUGAAAAACAA
This is a messenger RNA of Betta splendens (Siamese fighting fish), 2530 nucleotides long. It is a transcript of the gene tex2, whose product is annotated as testis expressed 2. The coding region runs from base 40 to 852 and encodes 270 amino acids. Gene Ontology annotation, molecular function: lipid binding. Lineage: Eukaryota; Metazoa; Chordata; Actinopteri; Anabantiformes; Osphronemidae. Gene Ontology annotation, cellular component: endoplasmic reticulum. The record is from RefSeq and is a predicted model, not a curated record. The transcript has 6 exons.